AUGAGGGUUGCUGUGGUUCUGGUUCUGGUUCUGUUCUGCCUGAAGUCGAUGGAUUGUCAAGUUGCUGCAGACCGCAGGACGAGUGAGCGAGGAGAUGACAGACAGGGAAACCAGCCAACCAACAGAAGAGCUUUUUUUCCUGGAGGUUCUGCUCGUAAUGAGACAGAGCGCAGUAUGUUCCUCGGUGUCCGGCCGUUUGACCCGUGGCUGACCCGGGCGAUGACAGCGGAGAUGAGUUUCCCAGUCCCGCCUGGAGAAGCCUCCGCGGGGUCUGUGAAUAGCCGGGUGGCAGUGAUGGACAGCAGGGGCAGAGAUCGCCAGCUCUCCCCGGCGUUGGCGUAUUCUCCUUCAGCGCCUCUGAGGCAAGAGUCACAUCAGCCUGCCGUGGAUGCAGGAGUUCAGGGUUCCUGGGGGUCUUGGGCUGUGUGGGGGGAGUGUUCUCGGUCCUGUGGUGGGGGGGUCCAGCAGCGGACCCGGCCUUGCUUACCAUCCUACACCCACCCAGCCGCCUCCUACCCUCACGUUCUGGACGCUCAUAAGGGCCGCCUGGCCCAGGGUCAUGUGAUUUCUGCCCUGCGACCAUCCGUCCCACUGCACCGCAACGCUGACCAGCUGCCCGAUGCCCAGGGUGGGCGUGGAGACCUGGCAGAGCUCCGCCCUGGCAGGAGGAGGAUCCAUAAUCCCGGCAGUCCGAUUGGCCCAGGCACGUAUGGAUAUGGGAAGAUGCCGUAUGUCCUUCCGCUGCAGAGAGACACGGCUCAGGACCAGCGACCCGUCCGUCAGCAACGCUUCCGCCGCUCAAACCCCAGAGAGCAGAGUCGCAGACCGCUCAGCCAGCUUUACAGCCAGAGAAAAACACCUCACACACACGCAGCCUGGGUCUCCCUCCACCAGCCCGGCUCCACCCGCCACCACCAUCAGCAGGAGGAGGGCCACCACAACCGCAACCAGGCGCCGAGGCCAAAUCGGGACAGACCCUACAGCCCCCUGCCAGACACCUCCUGCCUCGGACUUCCAAACCAAUACAGGAUGUGCAACAACAAGCCCUGUCCUGCUGCCAGCAGACACAUUCGAGAGAUCCAGUGUUCUUCCUAUAACAGCCGUCCAUUCAUGGGAAGACUGUAUGAGUGGGAGCCGUUUAAUGAAGUCCCAGGGGACCAACAUUGUCAGCUGAACUGCCGAGCCGUUGGUUACCGUUUCUACGUUCGACAGGCGGACAGGGUGAUGGACGGGACGCCCUGCGGACAGAACGACUCGGCCGUCUGCGUGGCUGGAAGGUGCCAGACUCCAGGCUGUGAUGAACUCUUGGGCUCAGAGAAAGUGGUUGAUAAAUGUGGAGUGUGUGGAGGAGACAACAGCACGUGUAAGCUGGUGUCUGGCCUGUUUCAGCACAGCCUGUCCAAAAUGGGCUACCACAAGAUCGUCGAAAUCCCAGAGGGAGCCACCAAGAUCAACGUCACUGAGGUGGUGAAGAGCCGGAAUUACCUUGCGCUGCGGAGUCGGUCUGGACGCUCAAUCAUCAAUGGAAACUGGGCCAUUGACCGUCCUGGAAAGUACGAGGGAGUGGGGACCAUGUUCACAUACCGCAGACCCAAUGAGAUAAGCAGCACGGCUGGGGAAUCCUUCCUUGCUGAGGGCCCCACCAAUGAGAUCCUGGAUGUUUACAUGAUCUACCAGCAGCCCAACCCUGCGGUGCACUAUGAGUUCAUCCUGCCUGCAGAGAGGGCGGUCGGUUCUCCGUUCCCAACUGACCACAGGCCGGAGGGGAAUACCGUGAAUGACAGGGUUGAGCCGGCGUAUCCUGCGGGGACAAACCAACAGGAGCGUAAUCAGGCCGGAAGGGGCAGGUAUUCUCCGCGUGUUCCCGACAACCAGGUGCCAGUGGCUCAGCCUCCUCAACGACAGCGGGAAUACAACUGGAAACUGACGGGAAGCACCGAGUGCUCUGCCUCUUGUGGAAAAGGCAGCAGGUACACUAUAUUCAAGUGUGUGCAGCGAGCCAGCCACAUGGAGGUGUCAGACAGCCUGUGUGACCAUAACUCCAAGCCCAACUCUCAGGAAGAGCCAUGUAACGUUCAGCCCUGCCCUGCCUUCUGGGACAUUGGCGAGUGGUCUGAAUGCAGCAAAACCUGUGGGCUUGGCAUGCAGCACCGACAGGUCCUCUGCAGACAGGUUUACGCCAACCGGACGCUCAACGUCCACACCAGCCGAUGCCAGCACCUGGAGCGCCCUGAGGCCACCAGCACCUGUCAGAUGAAGAUCUGCAGCGAAUGGCAGAUCCGCUCCGAGUGGACUCCCUGCUCAGUGCCUUGCGGAGUGGGACAGAGGACUCGGGAGGUGCACUGUGUGAGUAACGUGGGCGAUAUCGUGCCGGAUGAAGAGUGUAACAUGAAGCUCCGCCCCAGUGAUGUGGAGAACUGCGACAUGGGCGCCUGUGCAAAGAGCUGGUUCUUCACUGAAUGGGGCAGUCGGUGUUCUGCAGAGUGUGGAAUGGGCGUUCGCACUCGCAGUGUGCUGUGCCUGAACAAUCACAUCAGCAGCCUGCCAUUGGAGGGCUGUGGACCAGAGCGCCCCCAAGAGGCCGAGGCUUGUAACAACGGACCUUGUGAAAGUCGCAUCGAAUGGUUCACUGGGCCCUGGAGUCAAUGCUCGGCAGAGUGCGGAGCAGGGACCCAGCAGAGGGCAGUAGCGUGUCUGAUGAAGUCCGAGGACGGCUUUACGGUGAUGCCACCAUAUGAGUGCUCAUCCCUGGAGCGUCCGCUGAGCCAACAGAGCUGCCAUAUCGAAGCCUGCGGAGCCAAGUGGUACCACACAGACUGGAGCUCAUGCUCAAAGUCAUGUGAAGGCGGGUUCCGUGUGAGGGAGGUACGCUGCCUCUCUGAUGACCUGACGUCCAGUGAGGGGUGUGAGGAGAGACUGAAGCCAGCAGAACGAGAGGAGUGCAACCCUGAGCCCUGCGUCCCGCAGAUAGAUGAGAACUGCCGUGACAAAUACUUCAACUGCAACGUGGUGGUUCAGGCCCGUCUCUGCGUCUACAACUAUUACAGAAUGGCCUGCUGUGCUUCCUGCGCUCAGAAAGCCCAGCGGCGCUCGGGCAAAACGGGUCACAGAUAG
Molecule: messenger RNA, 3114 nt
Organism: Chanos chanos (milkfish)
Lineage: Eukaryota; Metazoa; Chordata; Actinopteri; Gonorynchiformes; Chanidae
Gene: thsd4
Product: thrombospondin type 1 domain containing 4
Exons: 18
Coding region: 1-3114 (1037 amino acids)
Biological process (GO): extracellular matrix organization; proteolysis
Cellular component (GO): extracellular matrix
Molecular function (GO): metalloendopeptidase activity
Source: RefSeq, a predicted model, not a curated record